AGCGCCAUGGCUGGGGGGAAGCAGCAGGAGCUGAAGAGGAGCGGCUCCAUCAUCCCCUGCUUCCUUCUGGUGGAGCUGGUGAUCCUGGCCGGUACUGUGUUGCUGGCCUACCACUUUGAAUACAUGGACACCUUCCCCGUCCACCUCCAGGGCUUCUUCUGCUAUGACAGUGCCUACGCCAAGCCCUACCCUGGCCCAGAAGAUGCCAGCCGGGCACCGCCAGUCCUGGUCUACUCGCUGGUCACUGCCGUGCCCACUGUUAUGAUCCUCGUGGGCGAGCUGGCCGCCUGCUGCCUCCAGCCAGGAGCACACCAGGAGAAAACGAUCAUCUCAGGCCAGUGCUGCUACUUCAGCCCCAUCCUACGCCGCAUCAUCCGCUUUUUAGGCAUCUACUCCUUCGGCCUCUUCACCACCACCAUUUUUGCCAGCGCUGGCCAGGUGGUAACUGGCAGUCAGACGCCCCAUUUCCUCUCCGUCUGCCGACCCAACUACACUCUCCUGGGCUGCCAGCCGCCCCCGGGCACCCUCUACAUCACCGACAAGUGGGCCUGCACAGGGAACCCCGCCCUGGUGGCUGCUGCCCGCAAGGCCUUCCCCUCCAAGGACGCCGCCCUCAGCGCCUAUGCCGCAGCCUACACUGUGAUGUACGUGACGCUGGUGCUGCAGCUGAAGGGCUCCCGCCUGGCCAAGCCCUCCCUCUGCCUGGCCCUCCUCUGCCCGGCCUUCCUGGUAGGGGUGGUGCGCGUGGCUGAGUACCGGAACCACUGGUCCGAUGUGCUGGCAGGCUUCCUCACAGGGGGGGGCAUUGCCGUCUUCCUGGUGACUUGCGUGGUCAACUCCUUCCAGAGGACCCCGCCUCCAGCUCAAUCGCCCCUCUCCCUGGAGAGUCUGGCCAGCGUCCCUGUGGUGGACUUGCCCUGCGUGGACAGUUCCCUGGAGAAACUGAGUGUACCUCAGCAGGUGAGGGACCACCCAGAAGAGCAGGAGUCCCCCCAGGAGUUUUCCACGCUCCUCUCACGAGAUCUGGAGAGGCAGCUGGCCCGAUCUCUCCGCCUGGGAGCGCCCAGCAGCGCCGCCACACUGGCCCACCCCUACGAAAUCGCAGAGCUGUGCCUGCAGAGGUCACCUGACCCGCAGCUGUGUCUCUUCCCCACCACCCCUGAUGUCCUCAUUCCUUCCCGGUCGGUCACCAGCGAGGUCUGACCCACAAAGCCUCCCCUGGUGCCCUCACAGUGGGGCACGGCAUGCACAGGCAGAUGUGG
This is a messenger RNA of Heteronotia binoei (common prickly gecko), 1262 nucleotides long. RefSeq names its product phospholipid phosphatase related 2 (gene PLPPR2). Gene Ontology annotation, molecular function: phosphatidate phosphatase activity. The coding region runs from base 7 to 1203 and encodes 398 amino acids. The transcript is spliced from 8 exons. Gene Ontology annotation, biological process: signal transduction; phospholipid metabolic process; phospholipid dephosphorylation. Lineage: Eukaryota; Metazoa; Chordata; Lepidosauria; Squamata; Gekkonidae. The record is from RefSeq and is a predicted model, not a curated record.